AUGGGAGUAAGGGUUGAUGGUGGGCAGCUACAUCAUUUGCGCUUUGCUGAUGGCAUCGUACUGAUAACACCUAGCAUCAGCCAAGCGGAGCGAAUGCUGACCGAAUUCGACGAAACAUGCAUCGGUCUUCAGCUGAAUCUGCGAAAGACGAUGUUCAUGCGCAACGGAUGGGACUCGGAUGCCCCGUUUACGCUCAACGGAACGAACAUAUCCGAAAGCUCCAGUUUUGUUUAUCUGGGUCGGGAAAUAAGCAUGAACCCCGACCUGAAUAGGAGGAACGAGCUGCUUGGGAGCGUAUAA
This is a messenger RNA of Necator americanus (New World hookworm), 300 nucleotides long. RefSeq lists its product as uncharacterized. NCBI's taxonomy places the organism in Eukaryota, Metazoa, Nematoda, Chromadorea, Rhabditida, Ancylostomatidae. The transcript has a single exon. The record is from RefSeq and is a predicted model, not a curated record. The coding region runs from base 1 to 300 and encodes 99 amino acids.